UGAGUGAGUUUGAGAGGGGGCGCUCAGCAUUUGCAUGCGCGGACUGAUUAGUUGGUUCAGAAGUGGCCUGUUUUCUGUUCUGUGAUGGCAGAGGGUCAGUGCUUCUCCAGUGGGCCGGUAAAGCGCUGCAAGCGGGGACAGACAGACUAAAUACAUCAGUACUAUCACCAAUCAGAAUAGGGAAUUUCCUUCCAGAUAGAGGAACGCUGGCAAAACAUAUAUUCUGAGAAGAAAUUACUAUUGGAAACCAAUUGUUUAUUUCCCAGUUUCAGCAGUUUGCUCGGAAGGGCUCAGGCGGUGGAGCAGAAUGCCUCAAAAAGAAUACCAUAACCAACCCACGUGGGAAUCAGGAGUGGCGUCCAUGAUGCAAAACAGUCACAGUGGCGUCAACCAGCUCGGCGGGGUGUUUGUGAACGGCAGACCGUUACCGGACUCCACCAGACAGAAGAUCGUCGAACUCGCUCAUAGUGGAGCACGACCCUGCGACAUCUCCAGGAUUCUGCAGACCCAUGAUGAUGCAAAAGUCCAACUGGACAAUAAGAACGUGUCGAAUGGGUGUGUGAGCAAGAUUUUGGGGAGAUAUUAUGAGACCGGCUCCAUCCGACCGCGAGCCAUCGGAGGCAGCAAACCGAGGGUAGCGACGCCUGAAGUGGUCGGCAGAAUAGCACAGUACAAGAGGGAGUGUCCCUCGAUCUUUGCCUGGGAAAUUCGGGACAGGCUGCUGUCUGAAGGGGCGUGCACCAACGAUAACAUACCGAGCGUGUCGUCGAUAAAUCGAGUCCUACGCAACCUGGCUAGCGAAAAGCAACAGAUGGGUGCAGAUGGCAUGUACGACAAGCUGAGAAUGCUCAACGGACAGACCGGCACGUGGGGGACUCGCCCGGGAUGGUACACUGGUACGUCUGUGCCAGGACAACCAAAUCAAGAUGGUUGCCAGCAACAGGACAAUGGAGGCGAGAACACUAACUCCAUUAGCUCGAACGGUGAGGAUUCAGAUGAGACUCAAAUGCGCCUGCAGUUGAAAAGAAAACUGCAAAGAAACAGAACGUCGUUCACUCAGGAGCAGAUUGAAGCGCUGGAAAAAGAGUUUGAAAGAACCCACUAUCCAGAUGUUUUCGCAAGAGAAAGACUUGCAGCAAAAAUCGACCUUCCAGAAGCUAGAAUACAGGUAUGGUUCUCAAACAGAAGAGCCAAAUGGAGGAGGGAAGAGAAGCUGAGGAACCAGCGACGACAAGCCAGCAACUCCUCCAGUCACAUUCCCAUCAGCAGCAGUUUCAACACAAGCGUCUACCAGGCAAUCCCACAACCCACCACUCCUGUGUCCUUCACAACAGGGUCAAUGCUAGGCCGAUCAGACACGGCUCUGACCAACACGUACACGGGUUUGCCUCCGAUGCCCAGCUUCACAAUGGCUAACAACCUGCCUAUGCAACCAAGCCAGGCAUCUUCCUAUUCCUGCAUGCUGCCCACCAGUCCGUCCGUGAAUGGGCGAAGCUACGACACAUACACACCCCCUCAUAUGCAGGCACACAUGAACAGCCAAACAAUGGCAACUUCUGGUACCACCUCAACAGGACUCAUCUCCCCUGGAGUAUCUGUCCCUGUCCAAGUUCCCGGAACUGAGCCAGACAUGUCUCAGUAUUGGUCAAGAUUACAGUAAAGAAAAGAGUUACUUUGCCCUUUGACUUCCACACAGAGACUAAAAGAGAACCUGGACCUCUGCAGCAGUAUUUCCACAAACACACAGACACACACAAACAAAUACGAGGACGAGGAAGCGUGUGGAUUCUUGUCACGGUCUGAAAACUUCCUUUAAGAGGAAAACCAGACGCUAGAGAGACUUUAAUGGAACAAAAACAACAAACCUCUGCUACAUCCACAUUUUCGAUCUCCAUUAUUUUGUUGUAUUUUUGCAUUGGCAUUUAUAAGUAAAGACAACAGCCAAAAAUAUGUUGCACUGGCAUCCAUUUGAAAUGGCGGAGCAUGAUAUAUAGUGACUGUUUUCUACUGAGCUAAUAUCAGGAUUACGGAUCAGACUUCAUACAGGCCCAUAUCAAAGAGUUACCGGCUAGAAGAUCGAGGCUAAAAAUCAACUUCACUAUUUUUUUUCUACAAAAGGAACAACAGCCAUUAUGUAAAUUUCUGAGACGUUUGUCAUUAAAUAUGAGGGUUUGGAGCUGGGUAGACUGAUUUUCUGAGGCCGUUUGUGCUUGAUCGUUUAUAAUUGUGACGUCAAGAGGAAAUGGAAGUUAUAAAACGGCAGACUUUGCCAUCAAAAUAACAUUCAUCCAUUUUGCUACUGUCCAAUUGUAAGUAUUUGUAGAAAUCUCCACCUGGAAUUAUCGCGGAUCAUACAUAUAUUCUCACAUUUACUGCCCCCGAGAAAAAUCUAUAAAUAUGUUUUAUACAGAUUUUCAUGCAUUGUUAAAAAAAGAAAAAAAAAAAAAAACACUUCUUUAGGUCAGGUACAAGUUGUCUGUUAGGUAUAGCUGUAUUAUAGUGUCCUACGGUCAAAUAAUUUUGUGAGACUAGAAAUAUUUAAUUCCAGUAAUUAUGAUUAAAAAUGCUUGACAGAGUUUAAAAAAAAAGUAAGUGUUUGGCAGUUGUUUACAAGUACAUAUCAGACUUUAACCAUUGUUGAUUGUAAAAACAGACCAAAGCCUUUGUAUUUCAUCUAGUACACAACAAUCUUAAUCUUCUCUUUUUUUAUCGUUAGUCUUGUGUUGCUAUACAUUUUGUAAAGGAAAAAAAAGUUGUUUUACAUUCUAGUACACUGGCUUCGAGUAUAUAUGACUGCGGCUUAAUCACGCAGUCCUUAUUUAUGAUUGACAACAUGUUGACAUCUCUUGAAUUCUGCGUUUUUGUUGUGCAUACCUGAAACACGAACACUUGUAAUGGUUUUUGUGUCAGAGCAAUGCUUUGGAAAACGGAAGGUCUACCCUGUCUUGCAGAUAUUUCAAUUUAACUUUAUUUAAAAGCUUUCUAAAUGUAUUUUGUGAAAACUAUUAAAAACAUUUUGUACAGUACACGUCGCUUUCUUCACGAUUUUCCAAAAUGCACGACUCCUAUUGAAAAUGAACAUCAUUUUCAAGUAAAACCAUUCAUAAUUAAAAACAUUACUACCCGUUUAAAGAUGCACCAGCACGUCAAAACCCCUCACUUCUCUCCACAUACCUCAUAACCACCAAAGAACUCGUGAACAAAGGCACCAGCCGACUCCACACAACUCAGACAUCACAAAAACACACCACAAUAGAAAAGGCCUAUGCCAUUCAACACUGCCAGCUCUUGUUUUGGUAGAGUUACGAUGGUCUAAAAGGAAGAGAAAAAAAGCGAGUGAGCGUGGGGGGAGGUGAGAGAGGGAAGAAACGAGAAGAAUAAAGCGGUCCGAGCGAGCGGAGGGAGAGAUGAAGCGAUUGUGUGGCAGAAUGAGUUAUUUUGCUUCACUUGCUGUCUCAGCGGGAGGGACGCCGAGGGAAAGUGUCCAUGUGGAAGGCUUUUUGGGGGUGUUUGGUUGGUCCUGAUGUUAGCUGGGUCAGGUAGUGCCUUAUGGGACGUCAGGACAGCUCUAGUCUCGCUCAAACACACCGACAAAGACAGCAGUGGAAGUGAAAAGUUCACUACUAAAGUUACACUUGUUAUAUUUCACUUCCAACAAAACUAGCGUCUUAUUAGGCUCAAAAUAAUUGAUGAACUAUGUUUGUUCUUAACAUAUAUUCAUGUCACACCACGUGACUAUUUGAGCAGAGUAAUCACUCUAUAAACGUAAUUAUAAUGGCAAAAAAUAGUUGACUGCAUAUAAUAUACUGAUUUUUU
Molecule: messenger RNA, 3816 nt
Organism: Cyprinus carpio (common carp)
Lineage: Eukaryota; Metazoa; Chordata; Actinopteri; Cypriniformes; Cyprinidae
Product: paired box protein Pax-6-like
Exons: 13
Coding region: 308-1660 (450 amino acids)
Biological process (GO): anatomical structure development; regulation of transcription by RNA polymerase II
Molecular function (GO): DNA-binding transcription factor activity, RNA polymerase II-specific; RNA polymerase II cis-regulatory region sequence-specific DNA binding
Source: RefSeq, a predicted model, not a curated record